This is a messenger RNA of Penicillium brevicompactum, 1128 nucleotides long. RefSeq lists its product as uncharacterized. Bases 1 to 1128 code for a protein of 375 amino acids. The transcript has a single exon. The record is from RefSeq and is a predicted model, not a curated record. Lineage: Eukaryota; Fungi; Ascomycota; Eurotiomycetes; Eurotiales; Aspergillaceae.
AUGAGAUACGCCUACACUGGCUUCGCCGCUAUGGGCUUGAUGGGCUGUGCCCUCGCCCUUCCCCAGGGCCUUCCUCAGGGUCCUCCCGGCCCUCCCCCCAGUGGCGCACCAACACCAACUGGACCUCCUCCCACCGACGCGCCCAAGCCCACCGGCGCCGUCGAGCAGCGCGACUUCGACCUCCCUAUCCCAGUCUUCAGCGGCAUCGACAGUCUGCCCUUCACCAUCACUCCCCCUAGUGGAAAUGAGAAGCGCGCGGAGCCAACCGCCACCCCCAGCGGUCCUCCUGGCCCUCCUCCCUCGGGACUUCCUGUCCUCAAUGGGCCUCACGGAGCUCCUCCUAACCUUCCUAAGCCUUCGGAGUUCGCGGACGCCGAGCACGAGAAGCGUCAGCUAGGAGACCUACCCUUCUCGAUUCCUACCGGCUUGCCGACUGAUUUGCCUUUCCACCUGCCCACCGGCUUGCCUACCGGUCUGCCAUUUGGAAAGCGUGAGGAGGACCUUAGUCUCCCUACCGACCUACCAUUCUCCCUUCCCACUGGCUUGCCAAGUGACUUGCCUUUCCCAAUUCCCACUGGUCUGCCUACCGGUCUGCCAUUCGGAAAGCGCGAGGAGGACCUCAGUCUUCCCAGCGACCUCCCCUUCUCGUUGCCUACCGGCUUGCCCACUGACUUGCCGUUCCCCAUUCCCACGGGCCUUCCUCUCCCCCAUUUCGGGGAGCACGGUGGACAAGGCAAGCCUACUCCAACCGGCCCUCCUCCCUCAGGCUUCCCCGCCGCCCCCAGUGGCUUUGAGAAGCGCCAGAUCGGCGAUCUUCCCUUCUCUUUCCCAACCGGUCUCCCGACUGAUCUUCCAUUCCACCUACCCACCGGUCUUCCCGUGAAGCGCGACGAGGAUCUUGGCUUCCCUACAGACCUGCCAUUCUCAUUGCCCACCGGUUUGCCCACCGACCUGCCCUUCCCGAUCCCUACCGGCCUCCCCACCGGUCUCCCCUUCGAGAAGCGUGAGCGCCAGCUCCCCGCAAUCACCCCCGAGGGCUUCCCUCACAACCUCCCCACUGAUCUCCCCACUCCUACCGGACCCCCUCCCAGCGGUGUCCCCACUGGAUUCCCCCUUCCCCCUCAGUAG